Molecule: messenger RNA, 1466 nt
Organism: Aedes albopictus (Asian tiger mosquito)
Lineage: Eukaryota; Metazoa; Arthropoda; Insecta; Diptera; Culicidae
Product: kelch-like protein 18
Exons: 2
Coding region: 152-1390 (412 amino acids)
Molecular function (GO): protein binding
Source: RefSeq, a predicted model, not a curated record
AUCGCGGACCGUGUUGAUAAAAACGGAACAUACCUGUAUAGAUCUUCUGAACAACAUCUCCGAAGACAGUAUGCUGAAAUAUUGUGUGAUUCUCUUUAAAAGUGCUGUCCACUGUCCCUAGGUAUCCCAGCACUGUCGCACUGUCCUAUAAAUGGACGCUUGGCUGAUUAAUCACAGCAAUCUACGCUAUCAGCCACCUGCCCGACUGUCACUCUCAUCGCUCCUUGAUCGAAAACCCAAAAACGAAAUGUCCGACCGGAAGGAAGUUCCAUCCCUGCUCCAACUGGGUUACGAUCCGAACCACACGGAACACUGGGACGAGAUCGAGUUCGACGAGAAGAUCAACCACCUCGGCCUCAUAGAUCAGCGGUUGAAAAACUUCCGCAAACCGGAUAUCCAGAUCCGGAUAGGCGACACCAUUUUCGAGUGUCACGCGUUGCUGCUCCGUUGCUACUCGGAGAUGUUCGACGAGCUGGACAACGAACGGGUGGUACAGCUGCCGGAGGAAAAGGUUUCGCCGCAAGCGUUCCAGAUAAUCUACGACUGGAUGCUCUCGUCGAAGGCGGACAUCCAGCGGGAGCACUUCGUGGAGGUUUUUGUCGCGGCUGAGUAUCUAAGAAUUAAGCAUCUUACCGAUCAGUGCUGGAUCAGCAUGGACAGCACCGAAGCGUUGAUGGAAGACCGAGCAUUUCUGUUGUACAUCGAAGCGGCACGGCAUCAGCAAGCAAUUCUCAAGAAUAUGCUACUGAAAAGGAUUUGCGCAUUCUUUCUGCCUCUGGUUGCUACCAGUGAAUUCACCCAAAUGCCAUUGGAUGACCUGAGCAUGCUGCUAAAGUCCAGCUAUAUCGGGGUGUUUUCCGAAACGGACGUAUUCUAUGCGGCGUGUGUUUGGCUUCGGGAAGAUUGGGAUAACAGACAAGACUCCGUAAGUGACGUAAUGCACCUGGUACGGUUUGGUCUGAUUCGACCGAGCUUGCUGGCUCAGUUGAACAGUUUCGAUGCGGACGAACGAAUUCACGACAUUCUACGGAACGAAACGACUAAGUAUUUGGUGGCACAAGCUUUGAACUAUGCAUUUUCCAGUAACUCGUUUUCGGAACUGCCGGAGCACCAUCGUCGAACGAAGCGCCUGGAAAUGCAAAAACCGGUGGACCGAACUUGGCUCAAAGAUCCGUACUGUUCGGAAGAAGACGGAGAGCUUGGAGCACUACCGUUCACAGAGGAUGACUACGGAUACGAAGCUUUUCUGGAACGGCUUGCCUAUUUGAACAGGGCUCGUGACUAUUGGAAACGUUUGAAAAAGGUUGAAAUCAGCGCGGAAACGCUUCUUGCGUCGAGUUGGAGUCAUUCUGGAAGCCCCAGCUAUGAACCGGACGAGAUGUCCAAAUAAACUAAUAUUGCUGGUUAAGCAAUAAUUAUAAAAUGAAAAUUUUAAGUAUGUUGAAUAAACUAGCUUGGAAUAACAA